AUGUUGCUCAAACCCGCAACCCCAUUAACUAUCCUCCUUCUCAUCGCCUUUGUCCUUCUUCUCCUCUCCGUGCUAUCUACUCCUAUCGUCAAGAAUAUCCCACUAGCGACUUUUGACAAUGUCGAGUAUGGUGUCUUCGGUUACUGCAAAGCUGGCACUUGCACCGCAAUCCAUAUCGGCUACACCACAGAGGAAAUCGAAAACACCGGAAGCACCGACAGUGACUUCAAUCUCCCCUCCGACGCGCGGAGGUCACUAUCCUCCAUCCUUAUCGUUCACCCGAUCGCUGCUUUCCUCACCUUGAUAUGUCUCUGUCUCGCUGCUGCGGCCCAUCUUCAUGCUCCUUCGCAUUCACCGCGCUAUUUACUCGCCUUGUUGAUAUUGCUUCUCCCGACUCUUCUCGUCUCGUUGCUUGCUUUCUUGGUUGAUAUACUGCUCUUUGUGCCACAUUUAUCAUGGGGUGGAUGGAUAGUUCUCGCCGCAACCAUCAUUCUGGUUACUUGCGGUGUCGUAACCUGUGCCAUGCGCCGGACGCUAGUCAGUCGCAAGGCGCGAAAGAGGCGUAUCGCAGAGAAUGCCGAGAUGAGUGGGCAAAACUAUUAUAACCGUCAAAAUGCCGCUACUGCCGCGUUGAACGAGACCAAACCGAUCGCACCUGAAACUAAGGAAACAUUCGUCAGUGCGACUCAAAGCUCAGAAUCUGGACCUACUUUCGCCACGUUUCGCACAACCACACACUCGAGUGACGAUGACCGUGCACCUUUGACUAAUCAAAACGACCCGGCCGGACAGGAGGGUGGUUACCAGUCGCGGAUUCCCGGUGAUCCGGUGCCUUAUAACGCCCCCCGGGAUGAAUAUGGCAACCCACUACCACCAGCGCCGUAUAACUCUGCACCGAGAAUGCGUACGCCUGGACCUCCUGGGCCACAACCUCCAGACUCUAGAAUGCGCGACCAGUAUUCGGAACCGCGACGAGGCCCUCCUCCAGGAUUUGCUCCACGUGGUCGCGGCGGGUAUCCACCUCGCGGAGGAUAUGGUCGCGGUGGACCAUUCGGAGGCCCGUACGGACCCAAUUCUCGUACUCCCCCUCCUGGGCGGGGUGGUUAUAUGGGCCCAAUGCGUGGCGGGCCUUCAGGACCGAUGGCACGUGGGGGAUACCGGCCGCAGCCAGCAGCAGGCGGAUAUGGUGCCGGCGGACGCCCCAUGGGUGAAGAUGGAUACGGUUAUCGUGGACCUUCGCCGCGUCAGCAUACUCCUGGGCCGAUGGCGGCGCCAGCAGCCGAAGGGCCACCGGGUCAGGCUAUAGAAAUGAUGCCGCAGACGCGGUAUGAGCCGGAAGCCGAGGAUCAAGUGCCUGAACCGCAACAACUACAUGCCAUUUCAAUUGACAAUCAACACGAACCUGUUAGCCCCACGAGCUUUUACAGCCGGACACAAUCAUAUGUUCCCCCUCGCCGAAACUGGGGACAGCAAGCGUACCAGUCGAGUGAGCCGAACCUGCCAUAUCAGCAGAAUCAACCUAGUCAUCCGAGUCAGCCGCGCCAUGCCCGUUCUCAGUCAGGUAGUAUGUAUUACGAAGAUGAGGACCCGGUGUAUACGAGUCGGAACGAGCCGACAGUAGGUAACCAAGGGGUGCCCUCUGCCUUGACACCAGGACCAGGCAAUUCUGGUGAGCAAAAAAUGAAGGAAAAUGGGGUGGAACGUCCGGGCUCACCUGCUGCUAGCGAAGUAAGCCAUUUCACAUCAAUAUCCGAGCGUCCAAUCAACCCAAAGUGGCGUCCGCCGCCUAUGCCGGCACAAGCUGCUCAACAGAAGCGGGACGUCUUGCUCGAGAACAACCCCGACUUUGAUCUCCGCGCCGGUAUGGGCAUGGGAGGCCGCAUGCCACCACUGCCAGGCAAGAAUUCUACGAGAUACCCACUUCCUUGA
Molecule: messenger RNA, 1929 nt
Organism: Aspergillus mulundensis
Lineage: Eukaryota; Fungi; Ascomycota; Eurotiomycetes; Eurotiales; Aspergillaceae
Product: putative pH signal transduction protein PalI
Exons: 3
Coding region: 1-1929 (642 amino acids)
Cellular component (GO): plasma membrane; growing cell tip; cell division site
Source: RefSeq, a predicted model, not a curated record